UUCUUGUUCCCCAAUCUGCCUUGGGAUUAUUCUGGUGCAAUUCAGAAAUCCGGGCCAGCUGGGCUGAGCAGGGGAGCAGCACAGCAGCAGAGCCAGCCCAGGGCGAAGCAGCAGUCUCCCUGGCUCCCCAGUCAUGCCCCGGCAGAUCUCUGCAGUGGUGAUGGUCUUCAUGUCCCUGGCUGUGAUUUUGCAGUGUGGCAGUCCAAUAAGAGCAACAGUUUUGACAGAUGUCACAGACCACACUCCACCUACGACAGCAGCACAGGCCCCAGCAAAAGCUUCUGUCCUUCAAACAACUAACCAAGUGCCUCACAAAACUUUAGCAGCAAGAUCAAUGGAUAAUCACAUCACCUCUCAGAGAGCUGCCACAGCCUCCAAUUCUAAGAACACAAGAAAAGCUCAGGCAACAAUAUUCCUGGUAACUGCAAAGAGUACCCCAUCCACCAGUUCAAUAAUGCACACCCUAGUCACAACCCAGGCUACACCCAACACCUCUCACACGGCUGCUCCAGUCAAUGAAACUACAGUUGGCCCCAACACCUCAGACAUGACUGCUCCAGUUGCUGAAAGUACAAGCAGCCCCAAAACCUCACAUACGACUGUUCUAGUCACUGAAGCUACAAUCAGCCCCAAUACCUCACGCACCACCUCACACACAGCUGCUCCAAUCACUGAAGCCACAAUCGGCCACAUUAUCUCUCACACUACUGCUUCAGUCACUGAUGCUACUACAGUCAACUUCAGCACAGCUCCUAGUUCAUGGUCACCCACCGUCACCACACCAGACCAUACAACCCAAACCAAUCCAUCAAAUAUCAGCCACACAACAGGGGAAACCACCCAGCCCAGUAACCGGACCAUCCUUCCAGCAACUUUGUCUACAUCAUCACAUAACAGCACAACCAGUAAGGAGCCUACCCAGCCCAUCCACACCCUACAACCAGCCACAGCUGUACACAAUGCCACCCAAACAGCCUCACCUACCACCAAGGCCCCUAGGCCCACCCUUUCACCUCAGCCAUCAUCAGCCAAGACUGGUAUUUAUCAAGUUUUUAAUGGAAGCAGGCUCUGCAUCAAAGCAGAGAUGGGAAUAGAGCUGAUAGUUCAAGAUACGGCAUCGGUUUUUUCACCUAAGAGAUACUUCAACAUCGACCCUAAUGCAACCCAUGCCUCGGGGAAUUGUGGCUCCCGAAAAUCUGAUCUUCUCUUGAAUUUCCAGGGUGGAUUUGUGAAUUUCACAUUUACCAAGGAUGAAAACUCAUAUUAUAUCAGUGAAGUGGAAGCCUAUUUGAUGGUCUCAAAUCCAGAGAAAACUUAUAAAGGAAUGAAAAGUGCUGUGAUGAUGUUUGAGACGGUGGUCGGACAUUCCUUCAAGUGUGUGAGUGAACAGAGCAUCCAGCUGUCCGACCAGCUUCAACUGAAAACAGUGAACGUCCAACUUCAAGCCUUUGACUUUGAAGGAGUCACCUUCGGAAACGUGGACGAGUGUUCGUCUGACUACACAAUUGUGCUUCCGGUGAUUGGGGCCAUCGUACUCGGUCUCUGCGCUGUAGGUUUGAUUGUCUAUGGAAUCCGCCUAAGGCGUGAAUCAUCUGGAUACCAGAGAAUCUAAUUGGUUCCCAAGGGAAAAGAAAAUACUGGAGUUUAGAGGAUUGUUUUAUUGUUUCGGGGUUGUUGGGAAUUUCUCUUAAGCGUGUGGGUCUUUCCAACACUGUAAACUGCUGGCAACAACCGAGUCAUUUCUGAUUUAAGUUGAAGCAGUAUAUUAAUUUCUUAAUGUUUUGUGUUCAUUUUAUAAAAGGCUUAGUGAG
Talpa occidentalis (Iberian mole) is the source of this 1811-nucleotide messenger RNA. It is a transcript of the gene LAMP3, whose product is annotated as lysosomal associated membrane protein 3. Gene Ontology annotation, cellular component: membrane. The record is from RefSeq and is a predicted model, not a curated record. The transcript is spliced from 6 exons. NCBI's taxonomy places the organism in Eukaryota, Metazoa, Chordata, Mammalia, Eulipotyphla, Talpidae. Bases 134 to 1612 code for a protein of 492 amino acids.